Drosophila santomea is the source of this 2746-nucleotide messenger RNA. It is a transcript of the gene Adar, whose product is annotated as double-stranded RNA-specific editase Adar. Gene Ontology annotation, biological process: adenosine to inosine editing; RNA processing. The transcript is spliced from 12 exons. The record is from RefSeq and is a predicted model, not a curated record. Gene Ontology annotation, molecular function: double-stranded RNA binding; double-stranded RNA adenosine deaminase activity; tRNA-specific adenosine deaminase activity. NCBI's taxonomy places the organism in Eukaryota, Metazoa, Arthropoda, Insecta, Diptera, Drosophilidae. Bases 546 to 2552 code for a protein of 668 amino acids. Gene Ontology annotation, cellular component: cytoplasm; nucleolus.
CGCGCAUCCCUAGAUUCCGAGCAACAAAAAAGCGAAGAAGGGUCAUUGUUAUUUUUUCUAAUGCAAUGUAAUGAAGUGAAUUUGCACGUUUGAACAAGUGAAUCGCGAUUGUUGUUUUAUCCGCAGCGGGGAACCAAAUCGAAUCGAAUCGAAUUCGCGGCCAGAGAAAAGAGGCAGCACCGCACCGAGGAUAAAACAAACAAGAAUUGAUUUGUUUGUCCGGCCAUGUCAGUGUAUGUGUGACAAGGGCUCGCCAGUGUGUGCGUGUGCGUGUCCCCGUGCGUGUGUGUGCGUGCUUUUUUUUCUCCCGAGUGCCGCCAAGUGAAAUAUGUAAUUGCACGCCACUGCAGUCGCAGCCACACAAAUCCAAUCCUGAUCUACGAAACAGCGAAGUGAGGCUACAAACGGCUGCCGAACGAAGAAAGCAGAACCGUUAAACAAAUGACACUCUGCCGAUACAGCGAAGUAAAAAUCAAUAAUUAGAGCAAAAAGCACAACAGAUUUCACCAAGAUAUAUAAAGUACGUGAAAUUCGAUUCCAGAGUCAUGUUAAACAGCGCAAAUAACAAUUCUCCCCAGCACCCGGUGAGUGCACCAUCUGAUAUCAACAUGAAUGGCUAUAACCGAAAGUCGCCACAAAAAAGGCGCUAUGAGAUGCCAAAAUACGCUGCAGCUCCAAAAAAGAAAAUCUGCAAGGAGCGCAUUCCGCAGCCGAAGAACACGGUGGCAAUGCUGAAUGAGCUAAGACAUGGACUGAUUUACAAAUUGGAGUCACAGACUGGUCCGGUACACGCACCUCUAUUUACGAUAUCCGUGGAGGUCGAUGGACAGAAAUACUUGGGCCAGGGCCGCAGUAAAAAAGUUGCACGCAUCGAAGCAGCAGCAACUGCACUGCGCAGCUUUAUACAGUUCAAGGAUGGAGCAGUUUUGUCGCCUCUGAAGCCGGCGGGCAACUUGGACUUUACCAGCGAUGAACAUCUUGAAAAUGGUAUUGAAAAUUUGUCCAAUCAAAAAUUGGUCGAGAUCAUUACCUCCAACCUUACCUCGCUUGAACAACCCACGUUGCGUCUUCAAAUGUUUUGCAUGAGUCAGAAUGUCAGCAAAAGUGCAAUUACUGUUGACGGUCAGAAGAAGGUUCCAGAUAAGGGUCCUGUCAUGCUCCUCUACGAAUUAUUCAAUGACGUUAAUUUUGAAUGCAUUAAUAUUGACGGCGCUCAGAACAAUUGUCGCUUCAAAAUGACUGUCACAAUCAACGAAAAGAAGUUCGACGGAACAGGUCCUUCCAAAAAGACGGCGAAGAAUGCGGCAGCUAAAGCGGCACUGGCUUCGUUAUGCAAUAUUUCCUACAGUCCGAUGGUGGUGCCACAAAAGAACGUGCCCCUUCCAAUCGACGACAAAUCGUCAUCGAUGGAGUUGCCUCAGAUACACGCGGAUACCAUUGGUCGGCUGGUUUUGGAAAAGUUCAUGGAAGUGAUUAAGGGUCAGGAGGCAUACUCGCGUCGAAAGGUAUUAGCUGGCAUUGUAAUGACUGAAAACAUGAAUUUUUGUGAAGCCAAAGUUAUUUCAGUUUCGACGGGCACAAAGUGUGUCAGCGGUGAGCAUAUGAGUGUGAACGGAGCUGUCCUAAACGAUUCCCAUGCUGAAAUAGUCUCCAGGCGUUGUCUUCUCAAAUACUUAUAUGCACAGCUGGACCUUCAGUGCAAUCAGGCCACAGCAUAUCAGUCGAUUUUCGUGAGGAAUACUGAUGGGCAAUACCCUUAUAAACUAAAAUCCGGGGUACAUUUCCAUUUGUAUAUAAAUACAGCACCUUGUGGGGAUGCACGGAUAUUUAGUCCUCACGAAAACGACACUGGUGUUGAUAAACAUCCAAAUAGAAAAGCUCGUGGCCAGCUGCGCACCAAAAUCGAGUCCGGUGAGGGGACAAUUCCAGUGAAAAGCAGUGAUGGAAUACAAACGUGGGAUGGCGUAUUGCAGGGCCAACGCCUGCUGACAAUGUCGUGCUCGGAUAAAAUUGCUCGUUGGAACAUCGUGGGUAUACAAGGCUCCUUAUUGUCUUCCAUAAUUGAACCAGUGUACCUGCAUUCGAUUGUGCUGGGCAGCCUGCUGCACCCGGAGCACAUGUACCGCGCAGUGUGCGGCCGAAUCGAGAAGUCCAUUCAAGGCCUGCCCCCGCCGUACCAUCUGAACAAGCCGCGCCUAGCACUAGUCACCUCGGCAGAGCCCCGAAAUCAGGCCAAGGCUCCCAACUUCGGGAUCAAUUGGACCAUUGGGGACACCGAGUUGGAGGUGGUGAACUCGCUAACUGGCCGAACCAUUGGCGGCCAGGUGUCUCGCAUCACCAAGCAGGCGUUUUUUGUUAAGUAUGGAUUUUUAAUGGCUAACUUACCCGGUAUUUUAGUCCGCAAAGUAACUACAGACUAUGGGCAAACCAAAGCUAACGUUAAGGACUAUCAGAUCGCAAAGCUAGAAUUGUUUUCUGCAUUCAAGCGAGAAGACCUUGGCAGCUGGCUGAAGAAACCCAUUGAACAAGAUGAGUUCGGUCUUGCCGAAUGACUGCACUCAGCACUAUUAUAUAAUUUAAAAAAAGACAACAGUAACGGCAAGCAAUUAAUAGAGUUAGACGACAUAGAUUUUAUGACAAAUUCUUACAUAGAAUGCAAAUUCAAUUGGGUGCAAAAACAUCGCUAUGAUAUACUACUUCAUAUGAUUGAGAACCUGCCAACCUUGCGUACCCAUUGCAACAGCAA